AAUGCAUGCAUGUGAGUGUGUGUAUGAAUAUAAAGUGGAAUGUGUGAGUGUGUGAAUGUGAUUGAUAAAGAGAGAGAGAAAUGAAAGAGAGAAUAACUGUCAAGAGUAUAUGAGGUUUGUUGCGUGUAAGAUAUAAACUCACGUGUUGUCUCACUCUUGUUGUUGUCUUGUUCUUUUUUUGGUUUCUUCCGUCUUUCUCUCGCAGGCAUUUGUUUGUUUUCACUCUCACUUGCACACACACACACACACACACACACACACACGGCUUAUUAUCAGAUUCUCUUCUUCUUCUCUCACUUUUACACUUGCAAGAGAAGAGAUUAGAGAACGGUUGGUGGAGAGAGGGAAGAGAGAGAAGGCUUUGUCAUGGCAGACUCUUCUUCUUCUUCUUCUUGUUCCGAUUCUCUUCCUCCCACUGUUUGUAGAGAACAGGAACAACCAUUUCAUCACUACCACUAUCACCACCACCAUCCUCCUCCUGUUCCUGCUCCUGCUCCUCCUCCCUGCGCAUGCGUGCCUCCAUACCCACCUCAUUAUCAGUAUCCUUUUCAUCAUUCCCAACAACACGGCCAACUGCCUGCAUACCUCGUCCAGCCGCCAUCCAUCCCAUACGCACGCGAGUCACAACAGCCAUCCUCAGUGUGUCCUUCCUUUCCCUAUCACCAUCACUAUGGACACGUCCAUGCCCACACAUACGGACAUGUCUAUCCUCAUGGAUACGCACCCUUGCCCUAUCAUCCCUACUCGCAUCAUCCACCGCAUACCCUAUCAUCACCGCGUCCACACCCAGGACACUCUUCACAUGGCGAUUCACAGAGUGGAUCUCUGAUUGAAUCCCAUAACGCCCGUGACGGGAGUGACAGACUACCACCAAAGAGUAGAGCUCAGAUGGAUCAGUCAGAUCCGCCCAGUGACACAGUCCCGUCAAGAGGACCCGAAAAAGAUGACUCGACGUCAUCAUCAACUACCGUAUCAAAUGGACACACAUCCAAUCAACAAUCGGAAAAGCCCCAAACCGAGGCUGAUCGAUCCGAUCUGGAAAACGGUUCUGGACACUCACCCAAUGGACAUGACAGGGAUUCGGCAUCGAGUGGACACGCACCGAGUGGACAUGAUAGGGAUUCGGCAUCGAGUGGAGGAGAGCCGAGUGGACCUGUGGUGACCAAGCAAAAGGGACCAGCGCCGAAUGGACACGACACGACGACAAUUGCAUCAAACACACACGCCCCUCCCAAACACUCGCGAAAACUCCGUCUCUUUAUUGAAGAACCCGCCUCCGCCUCUCUCGGUCCACGCAAUACAAGCACCGGCAGCAGCACCAGCAGCCCUACCCCAAAUCCCAAAAGCGGCAACACAAGUAGUGGAAGCGCCAGCAGCAGCAAUCCUCAACGCUCUCUCCCCACCUCCUCCCGCUCCACCCGUUCCUCCCGCUCUUCCCGCUCCUCUCGAUCCCUUCCGACAAACUCUUCCAGUGGCUCAGGCUCCAACGCGAGCGGAGCCGAAUCCCGCCCACCAACAACCAAAACCCGAACAAAACACCGCCCACCCACAACAAAGCAGAAACCCAAACCGUCAUCUUUCUUUCCAAUCCCUUCUGACGAUGCUGAACGGUUUGCCCAGUUGAUGGUAAAUUCGAGAUUGGAGUUGGUUCAGCAGCCGAAUCGGGCGCGUAUGAUUGGGUUUGGGGAAAAGGAUCGACGACCGAUAGACCCACCCCCCAUUCUCCAACUCCUCCUCUCGGACCCCACUCAAGUCAGCCACACGUCUGCCCCACACCUCAUAGCCCACGCCUCGCUCUUUUCCGCACAUACGCCCGAAAACCAAACCAUCAUUCUAAACCCCUUCACAUCAACUCCAACUCCCGUUCUGGUCGGCUCCCUCGUCUCCCCCUGCCACGUCCUAACAUCCCCAACAGGCACACCGGGCCUGUAUUUUGUAUUCAGUGAUUUGAGUGUUCGUAUAUCCGGGGAAUUUCGGUUAAGGUUUUUGGUGUUUGAUGUGCGGGUGCCCUUCAAUGGACGGGAUGUUUUUAGUGAGGUUUUUCGAGUGUUUCAUCCGAAAGAGUUUCCUGGGGUUUCUGGUAAGUGCUUUGACAAGGGUGUUUAAAUUUUUCUUUUUUAGGUGAUAAGUAUCAGUUGUUGAUUUCUUUUUCUUUUUUCUUUUUUUUACGCUGCUGCACUUGUUUCUGGUUUAUGCUGUUUGGUAUGUUUUGUAGAGUCUACAGUUCUUUCAAAAUGUUUUUCAAAGCAGGGUGUAAAGAUCCAUGUCAGGCGGGAUGGUAAAAACGAAUAAGAAAAAAUCUGUUUUUUUCUGAGCAAAUUGUUGGCUUCUAUCGGUUAUUCAAUGGGAUGCCGAAAUGCCAUUCUCGCCUUGUGCAAAAAAUGUAUUUUUUUUUGGCAAAAACGCAAGGUUGGACGAUUGCAUAUAUAGGAUGAAAAUACCGUCCAAAAGACCUUUCCAAAACACAUUGGUUUUGCUUGCGGUUUUGUUGUUUAUGGCCAAGUACACUCAUCGUACUCUGCAAAAUAACGAAGAACCUACUCGCGAAUCAAUGUACACAUAGUUUUGCGUACUUUCAAAC
Messenger RNA from Spizellomyces punctatus DAOM BR117, 2581 nucleotides. RefSeq lists its product as uncharacterized. The transcript is spliced from 4 exons. The coding region runs from base 367 to 2106 and encodes 579 amino acids. The record is from RefSeq and is a predicted model, not a curated record. NCBI's taxonomy places the organism in Eukaryota, Fungi, Chytridiomycota, Chytridiomycetes, Spizellomycetales, Spizellomycetaceae.